Messenger RNA from Melanotaenia boesemani (Boeseman's rainbowfish), 2717 nucleotides. RefSeq names its product ADP-ribosylation factor 6a (gene arf6a). Gene Ontology annotation, biological process: vesicle-mediated transport; intracellular protein transport. The transcript is spliced from 2 exons. Gene Ontology annotation, cellular component: cytoplasm. Bases 1049 to 1576 code for a protein of 175 amino acids. The record is from RefSeq and is a predicted model, not a curated record. Gene Ontology annotation, molecular function: GTPase activity; GTP binding. NCBI's taxonomy places the organism in Eukaryota, Metazoa, Chordata, Actinopteri, Atheriniformes, Melanotaeniidae.
UAGUCUAUGGGCAGGUGUGAUGUUUUGGAAGGAAUCAUGUAGGGUCGGGAAGGUCAAAAGGUUGGAACAUGCUGGUACUGUCAAUAGUGCCCCUUUGAUGUCUUCAGCUGUCGGAGCUGUGGAGGGUCCCUGAACGCAGCAGUAGUGUGUGUGAGCGGUGUAGAGGAAGUGGCGGCUGAUCUUGGUCCGCACCUUUUCCGGUAACACAGCACCGCCACUGCUGUGACUGAACGGCUGUAGACAGAGAGGGAGGAAGAGAGAUCGAGAGCGGCAAGAGCGGGGAGAAACGGCCCGGGGACUUGGGGGAUGAUUGUCGCAGACAAAGGGGGAAGAGAAGAAAGUCGGAUGAAUCAAUGACCUUUUGAGCGGUCCUCCUCCAGAUGCCGCGUGACAGAAACGGACCGGAAAGGGCAUAAUUACUUCGUGUGUUUUCGGAAGAAAUUGAAGUGCUUUGAAAUUAAUCGGUUGGAAUAAUCUAAGGCCAAGUGUGGUCAGCCGGCAGCCAAGGAGGAAGUUGGAACCCCCGGGCUUGGACUGGGCCUGAUUUAUAUUGUCCACGUUUGGAUUAAAUAAUUAAUUAACUGAAAGAAAACUUUGUCAGCUGCAGCACAAGUGACGGCAAGAGGGGUUUGUAAAAGGGAAGAAAAACUUGAAAUGCGGAUUUUGAAGCAAGGCUGUGCUCAACGGCGAGUUUGAAACAAGGGGAUGUCAUUUUUUCUUCUUACAACGGAGGGCAGUGGAUCAUGAAAGUAUAUCCCCACCCAAUUCUGCGAGGGCUCCUUACAUACUGCUCCCAUUGAGUGCUCAUUCACCAGCUCAGGUCAGAUCACAGUCCGGUUAAUUGUACUGUACAAACUUGAAAGUCACCAUUUUUUGAAAAGUGACACUUGGUGUCAGCCCACCGCUGCCAUCACGUGGAGGGCUUUCUGUAGCUAUACUGAAACUGUGACUCUUAACUUGUAUUUUAAAAAAAAUCCUUUUCCUCUCAUUAGAGAAGUGCUAUUUUAACUAUUUUCUCCUAACAAAGUAUUUAUGCUCAGUAAACAAGAUGGGGAAAAUGCUUUCAAAGAUCUUUGGCAACAAGGAGAUGAGGAUAUUAAUGCUUGGACUUGAUGCUGCUGGAAAAACAACCAUUUUGUACAAGCUGAAACUGGGACAGUCUGUCACCACCAUCCCCACAGUUGGGUUCAACGUGGAGACUGUCACCUAUAAGAAUGUGAAGUUCAACGUGUGGGACGUGGGCGGACAGGACAAGAUCAGGCCCCUUUGGAGACAUUACUACACAGGCACCCAAGGCCUCAUUUUCGUGGUGGACUGUGCCGACAGGGACAGGAUCGACGAGGCAAGGCAGGAGCUCCAUCGAAUCAUUAAUGACCGGGAGAUGAGGGACGCCAUCAUCCUGAUCUUCGCCAACAAACAGGACCUCCCAGAUGCCAUGAAGCCCCACGAGAUCCAGGAGAAGCUGGGCUUGACCCGAAUCAGAGAUAGGAAUUGGUACGUUCAGCCCUCGUGUGCAACAACAGGGGAUGGACUAUAUGAGGGUCUGACCUGGCUUACCUCAAAUUAUAAAACUUAAUGUUUCACCACACACCAGCUUGGACACUUGGAGGCAAUUAAGUAGCUGAGAAUGGAAAAGUUAAAAAAAAAAAAAAAAGCAAUGAAUACAUGACCUCUCUGUUGAAUGUCUAUCAAAGAGAGUAGCAAUCACCUUUUUUUUCUUUUGAUAACAAUGACUUUUCUUUAACCCAGAAGCCUUUGUUUUUUCUGAUUUUUUUUUCUCCCCUUCUUUUGUUUUUUGGUUCUCUGUAUAAUCAGUACUGUUAAAAUAUACAAUAAGCUUACUUUUUGAGCUCUUUUCUUUCCUCAUUGUAUCAUUUCUUAUAGGGGACCUAGGGACGCGCAUUUAUAGUUUUGACCCUGUUUAGCUCUCGUUCAGUAUUCUCAUGACCCAGCUACAUAUCCAAAGGAUGGGAAAGUCCAGAAAAGCAUUUCCUACAUCAGCAUAUCACUUUCAUGGCUCAGACUGCCUCUGUAAUAUGUAAGAAUGUGUAUAAUGGAUGUGUUGGGACCUCAAAAUAAGUCAGAAUUGAUUGUACUGGGAUGAAUGAGGAAAUGUGCUAGUACGUCUUUCCUGUGCAGUGAUUGCAUCCAUUUUGUUCUACUGUGGGUGCUGGAUAUUCACACACACACUGUGAUAUGGAUAUAUAAUUUUGUUGUUCCAGGGUUUGAAUCUGUUGCCACUAGUCUUAUUAUCUCCCAGAAUGUUUUUUUUUUUUUUUCCUUUCCAGAGUUUCCAUAACUGUUGAGUAUUUGUAGUUUCAGCUGCCUUAGGAAGGACCGGGGUUCCAGGUGCCCCGAAACUGAGACAGUCCUUACAGCAGAGGGUAUUCUCGACCGCUGAGUUUGCACUUUGGGUGGGAGAAGGGGGUUAGCAACUAGCUGGCUGUGCAUAUUUUGAUUUCCCAUAACUGACUUUUGGACUCCAGCAAGUGUUUUUGAAAUUCCCAACCCCCCACCACCUCCAAAGCAGGUGCUUCAACGAGUGUCAGCCACUUUUUUUUUUCUUUGCUUUUACUUUUUUCUUCUAGCCAUCAUCAGCCUGUAAGGUCCUGCCAUCAGCUCCAUGUUAAUAGAUCAUACAUACUGCUGUUGAUUUUUUUUCUCCUUCUUUUCUUUUGCUAUGCUGUUGAAAUAAUAAAAAAAAUGUAUCCAGAUCA